CGUACCACUACCAUCCCAUUUGGAACGGGUAUAAGAUGAAAGAAACGGGUACGUGAUGGUUCGGGUUCGGGUAUCCCAGAACCCAUCAUCCUUCAAUUUUUCAAAAAACUUCCUAAAACUAGCCGAUCCCAAAUUCCUUCCGGUGCUCAUCGCAGCCUAAACUCUUUUUACAAAAUAGCUCUUGUAGUUUGAUGUUUUAUUUGUUAUUGAUGACUGUAAUUUAGUUUCGCUCACUAGUGAUAUCUCGGAUGAUAUUGUUGCUGCUGAUAUGCCCUUCUUCGUGGGUAAUGCAUUGUUAGUCACAAUAAUAAAAAUAAAAAAAUAAAAACUAAACUCCCUUACCCACUAUAACGGUAGAACCCGAUAGAAUAGAAGUUGCUCCGGCCGAACGGCCACGGCUGUCACCCUCGAUGGCAACAUCGGGCUGCUUCGCUCUCUUUCUCUCUCAACUGUGACCAUCAGGACAUUGGCACAAAUGCAUCUCUAAAUAUUAGCCACGGCAAACCCAAUUCAGUCUUUCAAUAGUAUCCAAAUUAAGGGAUUCUUUGAGGUCAGUGUAUUUUCUGUGUUCAAACAUUACUUCAAAUUUUAUUAUUUUUAUAUUCUUUGGUGUUGGUCUCUUAAAUGUUUCCAAUCACCUUUACUUGAUUAAGAAACUUUUAAAAUUAUUAUCUUCAUAUAGGAUUGUAUUCAUGUUAAUUAUAAACUAUUUUGGUAUUGGAAUGUAAAAGAAAAAGGAAAAAAAAAAAAAAAAGAAAGAAGGUAUGAAUCACUUAUUAUUCAGGUUAAGAAAACUUGUAAAAUUAUUAUCUUCUUAUAGGAUUAUAUUCAUGUUAAUUACAAACUAUUUUUGUAUGGGAAUGUCCAAAAAAAAAACUGUGUAUGAAUCGGGUUUGGGGUACCUGCAAACCCGAUUGGUUUGGGAAUACCCGUUUCCCUGCCAAGUGGGGUUUGCCAUCCUUAGUUCUCAAGAAAUCUCUAGCACUGAUGAAUGAAAGGUAAGUAAAAUUCUUUCAACAUCAACCUCUAUAAGCUGUUAUUCCUGUUUCUGCUAAUGUGUUUUUUCUGCAUACCCCAUUUUCUGGUAAUGGGUUUUGACUGUAUGCGAGUUUGGUUUGUAUGUAUUGCUCAAUGUUGGGAUAGGCAUUCUAAACUGAUGAUGGACUUGCUAAUGAUAAUAUGUUCUACUGGGGUGUGUAAUUGUUUUGCUUUGGAAUUGUCAUUGUAAAUUGUGGUAUUGAUUCAAAGUGUGCUUUUAUUCUGUUAUAUUGCUUCCUUGAAUUGAGGGUGGUGGUUGGAUCUGUACCUUCGAUGUUUGAUAAUGUUACCGUUUGUGAAAAUGAAAAAACUUAAUUAUUAACCCCCUGUCCAAUCAGGGCAUUUCAAUGGAUAAAUUAACAAUUCAAAUAGUUAAAAUUUGUAUGUUACAACCUUUGUGAGUCGAUGAGCUGGUGUGGUUGAAAUUCUAAUGUAGAAAAAGAUUGGGAUUAGGAAAAGGUGCUGGAUGAUUUGUUUGACAAAAGACAAAAGGCUGCAAAGGUUGAAAAUCUAGAGGCCUGGGUUAAGAAAGAAAGAUUUGACUGAAGACAGAUCACUGUAUUCAGUUAAGAAUUCAGGUUGCUAAGUCAGAGAAGGAUGAUUAAGGCCAAGUUGGUUGAUAGGGCUUAAUAUAUAUCAAAUUCUUCUGCUGGAGUUUAAGGUGAGAGUAAAAUAGAACAACGUAGAGUAAUAUUGUCCGAGUCUAUGGAUGGUCAAUGCUUUUAUUUGAUUUGAUUUACUCUAUUUUAUUUUUUAUCUGGCUUGAGCUUGUUCACCAGUGGGAUGAAUUUGGAAAUGAGGCCUUGACUAAUCAAGUAAAAAUAUCACUUAGGAAUAGAAGAAUCAGCCAAGAGUUUUGAGGUAUUUUGCGGUAUUGGUGAUCCAGGGAAUCUAGUUGAAGGGUUAUUCAAGGUUUGAAAAUGGCAGGGCACAUUAGAAUUCAAUAUUGAGCCAAAGCAAUAAAGAGUUAAGCAGGUGAAAGUUAUUUAUUUUUUAUUUUUAUUUUUUUUAAUUUUUAAAUACAUUACUAAAAGGAGGACUUUAGUAGUCCAGAUACACAUCUAACUGCAGUCAUGAUUUAGGUUGAAAUUCAUUUGACAGAGUACCUGAAAUUGAAUGUUUCCCAAUUUCCAACUGCUUUAGGAUCAACCAUAUGAAAUUUGAAUACAAUAUUUACAAGAAUAUAAAACUUAGCCAUGAUGUAAAUGAAACUAAAGAUUCAACUGAUUUGACAUUUUGUCCUAGUUCAAGAGUGACAAUGCUUGAAAAAAUGUUUAGGCAUUAAAUUGUGACACAACCCAAGAUGGGUGAUAUUUACAUUAUCCUUGUUUUGUGCCCCAUGUCAAAUUAACAUUAUCUGAUAUGAUGUCUACUAUUAACAAAUCAAAGGUUGUAAACUGACAUUCUUAUGAUGUUUAUCAUCUUUUCACUGCAAAUUACAAAAGCAUCUCAUUUGGUUUUCAAGUUCUACUCAAGGAGUAUGGUUUCAGAGGUUUCUCGAGGGGAUGAUUGCCUAUUCUUCUUGGUUAUAGCGUUCGGCGGUACUAGCAAAUUUGUAUUAUAAAUUUUUUCAAGAAAUACUUGUAUGAGACUACUGGACCAAAGUAUGUUUGCAAGAAAAAGACCCGUAUUUACUUUGUUGGAAUAUGCUAGCGAUCUGAAAGAUGGGCUUCCCAAGUUUGUCGAAUCUGAAGGCACACGUGGGUUGUACAAGGGUCUUACUGUGCUCUGGGGUCAUUACAUGACAUAUAAAUGAAAGUUCCCAUAUCCAGCUCCUUCUCCAUCAAAAUUCACAAGAAAUUCUAUGGUCACCAAUAUUCAGUUUCAUCAAAUUCCAAUCCUAAUCUCAUCACCUGGUUCAACAAAUAUGUGGACAAAAAUAAUGUAUCCUCCUGGAACUCAGUCAUUGCUGACUUGGCUCGGAGUGGUGACUCCCUUGAAGCUCUUCGAGCAUUCUCAUCCAUGCGAAGGCUGUCUCUCACACCCAACAGAUCCACCUUCCCCUGCACCAUCAAAUCUUGCUCAGCUUUGUUUGAUCUUCGCUCAGGAAAGCAAGCGCACCAGCAAGCUCUGGUCUUUGGCUUUGAGUCUGACCUCUUUGUUUCCUCUGCUUUAAUUGACAUGUACUCAAAGUGCUGUGAAUUGACUGAUGCAAGAAUACUGUUUGAUGGAAUUUCUCCAAGAAAUAUAGUAUCUUGGACUUCAAUGAUCAUUGGCUAUGUCCAAAAUGAUAAUUCUCUCCAAGCAUUAUCACUUUUUAAAGAGUUCUUGACUGAGGAAAGUGAGAAUGGGGAUGAUGAAAAGGUUUCAAUGGAUUCGGUUGUCAUGAUUUCUGUUCUAUCAGCCUGUUCUCGUCUAUCAGAGAAGGAAGUUACUGAAGGUGUUCAUGGAAUCGUAAUGAAAAGGGGGUUUGAUGUAGAUUUGGGCGUUGGAAAUACUUUGAUGGAUGCAUAUGCGAAGUGUGGCAAGCUGGGUCUAUCUAGAAAGGUGUUUGAUGGGAUGGCUCAGAAGGACGUGGUUUCCUGGAACUCAAUGAUUGCAGUGUAUGCUCAAAACGGAUUCUCCAGAGAGGCUUUGGAAGUUUUCUAUUUGAUGGUGAAGUAUUGUGAUCGUAGCUUUAAUGCCGUGACACUGUCUGCUUUGUUGUUAGCCUGUGCACAUUCAGGGACUCUGCAAGUGGGCAAGUGUAUACAUGAUCAGGUUUUAAAGCUGGGUAUGGAAGCAAAUGUGAUCGUGAGUACCUCUAUUGUAGACAUGUAUUGCAAAUGUGGGAGAGUUGAUAUGGCGAGGAAGGCAUUCAAUUGCAUGAAGGAAAAGAACGUUAAAUCAUGGACGGCCAUGGUUUCUGGUUAUGGAAUGCAUGGCCGUGCCAAAGAGGCUUUGGAGGUCUUCUACAAGAUGGUUAAGUCCGGGGCUAAACCAAAUUACAUAACCUUUGUGUCAGUUCUAGCUGCUUGCAGUCAUGCUGGCCUAUUAGAAGAAGGCUGGCAUUGGUUUAAUUCCAUGAAGCAUGAAUUUGGCAUAGAACCAGGAGUUGAGCACUAUGGUUGCAUGGUUGAUCUUCUUGGGCGUGCAGGCUUUCUCAACAAAGCUUACGAUUUGAUCAACAAAAUGAAGGUGGGCCCUGAUUUUGUAGUCUGGGGAUCCCUUCUUGGGUCUUGUAGGAUUCACAAGAAUGUUGAGCUUGCUGAGAUGUCUGCUAAUAAAUUGUUUGAAUUAGAUCCAAACAAUUGUGGGUACUAUGUCUUGCUUUCACAUGUAUAUGCUGAUGCUGGAAGGUGGAAAGAUGUGGAAAGGAUGAGAUUACUAAUGAAGAAUCAUGGACUGGUUAAACCACCGGGGUUUAGUCUGGUUGAGCUGAAAGGAAGAGUCCAUAUAUUUUUGGUAGGAGAUAGAGAGCAUCCUGAACAUGAGCAGACUUACCAGUAUUUGGAGAAGCUAACUGCAAAGCUCCAAGAAGUUGGCUAUACACCGAAUAUGGCAUCGGUUGUCCACGAUGUUGAUGAAGAAGAAAAGGAAAUGGCACUUCGAAUUCAUAGUGAGAAGCUCGCUGUUGCAUUUGGAAUCAUGAAUUCUGUUCCAGGUUCAACAAUCCAGAUAAUUAAGAAUUUGAGAGUCUGUGGUGACUGUCACACUGUGAUUAAAUUGAUUUCCAAGGUUGUUAAUAGGGAAAUUGUUGUAAGAGAUUUAAAGAGAUUUCAUCACUUUAAGGAUGGGAUGUGUUCUUGCAGAGAUUAUUGGUGAUAUUUAUGCAGAGAAAUAGAAGUUUUUCAUUCUUUGUUC
Ziziphus jujuba (common jujube) is the source of this 4821-nucleotide messenger RNA. RefSeq names its product pentatricopeptide repeat-containing protein At3g26782, mitochondrial. Gene Ontology annotation, biological process: RNA modification. NCBI's taxonomy places the organism in Eukaryota, Viridiplantae, Streptophyta, Magnoliopsida, Rosales, Rhamnaceae. The transcript is spliced from 5 exons. Gene Ontology annotation, molecular function: zinc ion binding; protein binding; RNA binding. The record is from RefSeq and is a predicted model, not a curated record. The coding region runs from base 2791 to 4782 and encodes 663 amino acids.